Messenger RNA from Dreissena polymorpha, 632 nucleotides. RefSeq lists its product as uncharacterized. The transcript has 2 exons. Lineage: Eukaryota; Metazoa; Mollusca; Bivalvia; Myida; Dreissenidae. Gene Ontology annotation, biological process: inflammatory response; positive regulation of cytosolic calcium ion concentration; adenylate cyclase-activating G protein-coupled receptor signaling pathway. The record is from RefSeq and is a predicted model, not a curated record. The coding region runs from base 61 to 561 and encodes 166 amino acids. Gene Ontology annotation, cellular component: plasma membrane.
GACAGUUUGAACUGCAUAUGGCUGGAUUACGUGGAACAUCCGCCCCAACGAGUUUUCGGUAUGAUAUACCCGUUGAUUGGGUUGCUGUGCAUUCUAACAAUUUUCUUGUGCAACGCAAUUGUUAUACGGGAACUUAUCCGAUUAGGCAAUCGCAUAGUUACUGUUAUUCCCCCGCUGGAAGGAAACAACUCAGCCGGCACUUCCGGUCAAGACUCAUCAAACACCAAGGUGACGCCUUUCGAAGUGGCCUUUGCGAAAAUGAUGGCAUCGCUUUCGAUCGUGUACCUUGCAUGUGGAUUGCCUUACCAUACAUUGGUGUUGGUCCAGCAAUUUGCCGUUCCGGUAAAUCCGAUGAUUGAAGGCAUAGUUCACUUCCUUGCGGCCACCAUCUACAUAGUCGACCCAAUUGUAUACAUCCUGAUUCGCAAGGCAAAACGUUUGAAGAAACUUUUCUGUGGGUUGUGUCUCCGAGAAAAGUCGCAUGGGAUUGGGGCACUUUCAUUAAACAAAAGAAACGCAUCAGAGAUAGCAAAAGCAGAAAGACCUACAGAAUUUUUCUAAAAUCUCGUUUUUGCGCCGUUAUGUUUAUGUUUUUGUGCUGGCUUUUUUAUUCGUAAAAUUUCACUGUCGUG